AUGGCUGAUACAAUUCCUUUACUCUCACAUUCUCCUUCAACCAAGAAUUACCAAGAUCAAGAACCUCAAAAGCUAAAUGAUCAUUCUUCUCUUGAAGAAAUCAUAGAGCCAUUUUUUGGAAGUUGUGGAAUUGAAUGGCCACAAAUCUUGCAAGUUAUUCUUGUUUCACUUGCUUGUUUCUUUGAGGCUCAACAAACAUUUAUCACUAUAUUUACUGAUGCUAUCCCAACAUGGCAUUGCACACAACUUAAUAACACAAGCUGCAAUUCCAUGUCCAAUAUAUGUCAACUUUCUACCAAUGAAUGGAAAUGGGAUAAGCCUAUUCACACAUCCAUUAUAUCUGAAUGGUCACUUCAUUGUUCUGAUAAUCCUAUCCUUCAAGGACUUCCUGCUUCAUCUUUUUUCAUGGGCUGCUUGUUUGGCGGCCUAAUACUUGGCCUACUCGGGGACACAGUUGGUCGAAAGACUAUGCUAUUUUUCGGGUGUUUGAUCAUGUCUAUGGCUUCAAUCUUCAUUGCUUUCUCUAACAACAUUUGGAUGUACUCAGCCUUGAGAUUUCUAAGUGGCUUUGGCCGUGCAGCGAUUGGAUCAUCUGUUCUGGUUUUGUCUUCUGAGAGUGUUGCUAAACAAUAUCAAGGCCAAGUGGGAACUAUAGGAUUCCUUAUGUCUACACUUGGAUUUGUGUCAUUACCAGUUUUGGCUUAUUUUAGUAGGAAUUACUCAUGGAGGGUACUUUAUCUUUGGACUUCUCUUCCAACAAUAAUUUAUUGCAUGUUACUACAGUUUUGUGUUUAUGAAUCACCAAGAUGGCUACUUUCAAAAGCGAAAAAUAGAGAGGCUUUUGCUGUUCUCAAAACAUUUGUAGCACCUCAUUUCAAGAACCUAAGCUUAAAUGAUCACAAAGUGAAGAUUGACAAUGGCUUUAAUCAACCAUUGAUCAAGAUUUUGUUGAAGAAAAGAUGGAUUCUUGGACAGCUAUUGCUAGCUGUGGCAACAGGUUUUGGCAUUGGAUUGAUGUACUAUGGCAUGCCACUAGGACUUGGCAACUUUAGCUUAAAUCUCUACUUCAGUACGGGGCUAAACGCGUCGCUAGAGUUACCAGCAUUCUUGAUAGUCUUUUUCUUGGUAGAGAAAUGCAAGAGAAGAAGCACACUACUUGGACUAAGUGUUUUAUCUGGUUUUUGUGGCAUGUUAUGUAUGAUAGUGGACAAAUGGAAAGUGUUACAGCUAGUAUUGGAGUUAAUUUCCUUCUUUAGUGCUUGUACUGCAUUUAACUUGUUGCUGAUAUACACACCAGAGUUGUUCCCAACUAGCAUAAGGAAUGCUACUGUGUCAAUUGUUUGGCAGGCUAUCGUGCUCGGGGGCGUGGUAAGUCCAGUUUUGGUUGAUGCAGGAGGAUAUAGCAACAAGAUUUUACCAUACUUGGUGCUUGGAAUUAUGACAUCAAUUGCAGGAUCUUUGGUUAUUUUUCUGCCAGAAACAAAGGGGUUGGAGCUUUUUAAGAACAUGGAAGAGCAAGAACAAGAGGAUUAUGGAGCAUCCUAUGUGAUGAAUGGCGUGUGA
This is a messenger RNA of Nicotiana attenuata, 1563 nucleotides long. Its product is annotated as organic cation/carnitine transporter 3-like. Gene Ontology annotation, molecular function: transmembrane transporter activity. The coding region runs from base 1 to 1563 and encodes 520 amino acids. Gene Ontology annotation, biological process: transmembrane transport. The record is from RefSeq and is a predicted model, not a curated record. Gene Ontology annotation, cellular component: membrane. The transcript has a single exon. Lineage: Eukaryota; Viridiplantae; Streptophyta; Magnoliopsida; Solanales; Solanaceae.